GAACGUGACAUACCUGAGUUUGUAAACAAACCUCCGAGUGGAGGUGGACAGUGUUCGGCGGCGAUUCCGAAAAUUAACCAAAAAAAUAUGCCACUUUUGACGUAGAGGAUUCACUUAUAUGACAACUGCCUACAGUUUUGUUUUGUUCGUAGAGCAACGGUAUAUGAAUUGGGUACACAAUGUUGGUACCAGUAUUUACCUUAAAUCUUAACCAGAAGAUCUUGCCAGCAAGAGUGACUAUUGGCAAAUAUGAUGGUGCUCAUGCGUGCCUUACUGCAUCAACUACUUCAGAUAAGGUGUUUAUACAUAAUCCAUAUCAACGGCUUGGCAUCUCAGGGGGUCGGAUGUCUAUAAGUCAGAGCAGCUCUGAAGUUUCAUUGCUUAACAUUAACCAGACAGUAUCAGCUGUCACUGCAGGACACCUUUCCCAGAGCAAGACAGGUGACAUACUUGUAGUGGGAACACCUACUAAUGUGUUGGCCUAUGAUGUCCAAAACAAUGCUGAUGUCUUCUACAAGGAU
Penaeus vannamei (Pacific white shrimp) is the source of this 521-nucleotide messenger RNA. The record is from RefSeq and is a predicted model, not a curated record. NCBI's taxonomy places the organism in Eukaryota, Metazoa, Arthropoda, Malacostraca, Decapoda, Penaeidae.